AGACGAGGUCUGGUAUCGGUCGGUACCUUUAGCUAGGUAGGAAUAAAUAAUAAGAGAGCUUUGUUGGGGCGGGAACCUUUUUCUUCUCCCCGUCACCCCCCGCCUCUCAGUCUCUUCUUUCUCUCCUCCUCUGUAAACUUUCUUCCUCUUCCUCUCGAGUGAAUCCUGCUUUGGCAAUCGCAUCUUCUGCAUACGUUAGUGACAAUGGCGACUCGACAGCGAACUGCCACCACUGUUGUGGUCGAGGACCUUCCCAAGGUCACUCUUGAGGCCAAGUCUGAACCUGUGUUCCCCGAUAUCAAGACCAUCAAGGAUGCCAUUCCCGCGCACUGCUUCCAGCCCUCGCUCGUCACCUCAUUCUACUACGUCUUCCGCGAUUUUGCCAUGGUCUCUGCCCUCGUCUGGGCUGCUCUCACCUACAUCCCCAGCAUCCCCGACCAGACCCUCCGCGUCGCAGCUUGGAUGGUCUACGGCUUCGUCCAGGGUCUGUUCUGCACCGGUGUCUGGAUUCUCGGCCAUGAGUGCGGCCACGGUGCUUUCUCUCUCCACGGAAAGGUCAACAAUGUGACCGGCUGGUUCCUCCACUCGUUCCUCCUCGUCCCCUACUUCAGCUGGAAGUACUCUCACCACCGCCACCACCGCUUCACCGGCCACAUGGAUCUCGACAUGGCUUUCGUCCCCAAGACUGAGCCCAAGCCCUCCAAGUCGCUCAUGAUUGCUGGCAUUGACGUCGCCGAGCUUGUUGAGGACACCCCCGCUGCUCAGAUGGUCAAGCUCAUCUUCCACCAGCUUUUCGGAUGGCAGGCGUACCUCUUCUUCAACGCUAGCUCUGGCAAGGGCAGCAAGCAGUGGGAGCCCAAGACUGGCCUCUCCAAGUGGUUCCGAGUCAGUCACUUCGAGCCUACCAGCGCUGUCUUCCGCCCCAACGAGGCCAUCUUCAUCCUCAUCUCCGAUAUCGGUCUUGCUCUAAUGGGAACUGCUCUGUACUUUGCUUCCAAGCAAGUUGGUGUUUCGACCAUUCUCUUCCUCUACCUUGUUCCCUACCUGUGGGUUCACCACUGGCUCGGUAAGUUUGAGAUCAGUCGGAUCGAUCGACUUUUUGCUAAUUGAUUAGUUGCCAUUACCUACCUCCACCACCACCACACCGAGCUCCCUCACUACACCGCUGAGGGCUGGACCUACGUCAAGGGAGCUCUCGCCACUGUCGACCGUGAGUUUGGCUUCAUCGGAAAGCACCUCUUCCACGGUAUCAUUGAGAAGCACGUUGUUCACCAUCUCUUCCCUAAGAUCCCCUUCUACAAGGCUGACGAGGCCACCGAGGCCAUCAAGCCCGUCAUUGGCGACCACUACUGCCACGACGACCGAAGCUUCCUGGGCCAGCUGUGGACCAUCUUCGGCACGCUCAAGUACGUCGAGCACGACCCUGCCCGACCCGGUGCCAUGCGAUGGAACAAGGACUAGACUAGAGCUCCGGGUCUGGUACUCGCACUCGUACUGGUCUGCGCUAGGUUAUGAUAGACAAUUGUGAUAGACAUAAACGAUAGAUCAAGUUAGACACGACACGCGACAUACGCGAUUAGAAAGAAACUAGACAAGCUAGAGCACUUGGCUUUCGCGCUUGGGACGCAAUAAAACGGAGUUUGUUUGUUAAACUGGAGAUUGAAGGGGGAUUUGUUGAGUGAGGCACAGUACAGCCAGAGUGAGAUCCAUGAUUCAAUCUAUCCCCCGCACCAUUGUCGCCUCCGGGGG
Messenger RNA from Fusarium verticillioides 7600, 1749 nucleotides. Its product is annotated as omega-6 fatty acid desaturase (delta-12 desaturase). Bases 205 to 1110 code for a protein of 301 amino acids. Gene Ontology annotation, molecular function: oxidoreductase activity. The record is from RefSeq and is a predicted model, not a curated record. Gene Ontology annotation, biological process: lipid metabolic process. The transcript is spliced from 3 exons. NCBI's taxonomy places the organism in Eukaryota, Fungi, Ascomycota, Sordariomycetes, Hypocreales, Nectriaceae.